ACUUGACUUGCCGGUUUCUAUAGGAUGUAAAGUCUCCGCUGACCGGAUAGUGUUUGUGGAGAGGAAGUUUAGUUUUUCGACUUUUUCCGUCCUCCUCGACUCCACUCAAAGAUUAGCUAAUGUCUUUAAAAGAACACGACAUGUUUGCUAUAUGAAUUACACAUCUGGGACCUUACCGGCGUUUACCGUGAAAGUCAAAGUCAAAUUCUCGUCAGUACCCAACAAGCUAAUCGACGCGGCUAGCUAACGUUAGCCUCCGCUUCUAUUUUUUGUACCGCUUGUGUGGAGCUCACCGAGCUAAAGAAGCCAUGGGGAACCGGGGCAUGGAAGACCUGAUUCCCCUGAUCAACAAACUCCAGGACGCCUUCAGCUCCAUCGGACAGAGUUGUAACUUGGACCUUCCUCAGAUCGCCGUGGUCGGAGGGCAGAGUGCCGGGAAGAGUUCGGUUUUGGAGAAUUUCGUGGGCAGGGACUUUCUUCCGAGAGGCUCAGGCAUUGUUACUCGCAGACCUCUCAUUUUGCAGCUGGUCAACAACAAAGCAGAAUAUGCUGAAUUCCUGCACUGCAAGGGAAAGAAGUUUGUGGAUUUUGACGAGGUGCGCGCGGAAAUCGAGGCGGAGACCGACAGGAUAACAGGCUCCAACAAGGGCAUCUCUCCCAUCCCAAUUAACUUGAGGGUCUACUCUCCACAUGUUUUGAAUUUGACCCUGAUCGACCUUCCGGGAAUGACUAAGGUUGCCGUGGGAGACCAGCCGGUGGACAUUGAGCACCAGAUCCGGGAUAUGCUCUUGCAGUUCAUCACCAAGGAAAGCUGUCUGAUCCUCGCAGUCACGCCGGCCAACACCGACCUUGCCAACUCGGACGCGCUAAAGAUCGCCAAGGAGGUGGACCCCCAGGGCUUGCGCACCAUUGGCGUGAUCACAAAACUGGACCUGAUGGAUGAAGGCACUGACGCAAAGGACAUCCUUGAAAAUAAACUGUUGCCACUGCGCAGAGGCUACAUUGGCGUGGUAAACAGAAGUCAGAAAGACAUUGAUGGCAAGAAGGACAUCCGUGCUGCUCUGGCAGCCGAGAGAAAAUUCUUCCUCUCCCACCCAGCUUACAGACACAUGGCGGAGCGAAUGGGUACGCCACAUCUACAAAAGGCUCUCAACCAGCAACUGACCAAUCACAUCAGGGACACACUUCCUGGUCUGCGCAGUAAGCUGCAGAGUCAGCUCCUCUCCCUGGAAAAGGAGGUGGAGGAAUACAAGAACUUCCGUCCAGAUGACCCGACACGCAAGACCAAGGCUUUGUUGCAGAUGGUGCAGCAGUUCGGCGUGGACUUUGAGAAGCGUAUUGAAGGCUCUGGAGACCAGGUAGACACCAACGAGCUGUCUGGUGGUGCCAAGAUCAAUCGCAUCUUUCACGAGCGCUUCCCAUUCGAACUAGUCAAGAUUGUAUUUGAUGAGAAGGAGCUACGGCGGGAAAUCAGUCACGCAAUCAAGAACGUUCACGGUGUCAGAACGGGGCUGUUCACUCCAGACCUGGCGUUUGAGGCCAUCGUGAAAAAGCAGAUCGUUAAGCUGAAAACGCCCUGUCUCAAAUGUAUCGAUCUGGUCAUUCAGGAGCUCAUCAACACAGUCAGGCAGUGCACCAACAAGCUCAAUUCCUACCCAAGACUGCGAGAGGAGACGGAGAGGAUUGUGACCACUUACAUUAGGGAAAGAGAAGGAAAGAGCAAAGACCAGGUUCUGCUGCUGAUUGACAUUGAGCUGUCCUACAUCAACACCAACCACGAGGACUUCAUUGGCUUUGCUAAUGCACAGCAGAGGAACACAGUGGCCAACAAGAAGCGGGCCAUUCCCAACCAGCUGGGCAUGCUCGGAGAGGUCCUGGAGGAGCAGGUGAUCAGGAAAGGCUGGCUGACCAUCAACAUCAGCAUUAUGAAGGGGGGCUCCAAGGAGUACUGGUUUGUCCUCACAGCAGAGGCCCUGUCCUGGUACAAAGACGACGAGGAAAAAGAAAAGAAGUACAUGCUGCCUCUGGACAACUUGAAGAUCAGAGACAUAGAGAAAGGCUUCAUGUCCACAAAGCACAUCUUUGCAAUCUUCAACACUGAGCAGAGGAACGUGUACAAGGAUCUACGACAGAUAGAGCUGGCGUGCGAUUCUCAAGAGGACGUGGACAGCUGGAAGGCGUCAUUCCUCAGGGCCGGAGUUUACCCGGAGAAGGACCAGGUGGAGAGUGAGGAGGUUGCUCCGGCGGACACGUUCUCUAUGGACCCUCAGCUGGAGCGUCAGGUGGAAACGAUCCGCAACCUGGUGGAUUCGUACAUUGGCAUCAUCAACAAAUCCAUCAGAGACCUGGUACCCAAGACCAUCAUGCACCUCAUGAUCAACAAUGCGAAGGACUUCAUCCACUCAGAGCUGCUGGCCUACCUCUACUCCUCAGGGGACCAGAACACCCUCAUGGAGGAGUCAGCCGACCAGGCCCAGCGCAGGGAUGAAAUGUUGCGCAUGUAUCACGCCCUCAAGGAGGCGCUGCACAUCAUCGGCGACAUCAGUGCCAACACCAUCGCCACCCCGGUCCCCCCACCUGUAAAUAACACCUGGAUCCAAGACUCCAGCCCAACUCCUCAGCGCAGGCCGCCCCCCACCACAGCCGCACCCCCCAGCCGCCCACCAGCAGUCCGGGGCCCGACGCCCGGACCCCCCAUGAACCCUUCUCCUGCCUUUGGCGCCUCGCCGCUCAACCCGUCUUCCGCCUUCGGCGCCCCCCCCAUCCCCUCUCGGCCAGGACCGCCCCACAGUGCCUUCAACAACCUCCAGGACCCCUUCAGUGCGCCCCCGCAGAUCCCCUCCCGGCCAGCCCGCAUCCCACCCGGGGUUCCCAGCCGAAGACCCCCUGGGGCUCCCUCUCACCGGCCCACCAUUAUCCGCCCUGCUGAGCCCUCCCUGCUAGACUAGACCCCCGCGGUGGCCGAGCCUAAUUCUCUUGUUUGUGUGCGUGUGGUGGGGAUAGAAGGUUCCGCCUCUGUGCUGUGCAAAGUGUACAGAAAAUAAAAGUAGGAUGCAUUGACAGGCUAGUUGUUGUUUUACAUCUUGAAAUAACUUAUUCAUUGCCUCGCUCACCCCCCCGACACUUCAUUUCCUGAUAGCAUUCUAAUCAAGCAUCUUUUUUUAUUCAAAAGGAUAUAUGUAGCUUUAAAAACAAAAACAAAUGCCUCCCGUGGUGAAAAGUCCGAACACACACGUGAACCAUGGCGCCAUGGCUACCUGCAUCUAUGCAUUCAACCUUUUUGUAAAUACGCGGGCCGCACUGUGGAAGGUAGCACUUGUAUCUUAUCUAACAUGUCAUGUGACUAACUCGUCUCAAAUGUAUGGAUUCUAUCGAGAUGCUUUUAUUUAUAACCCACAUGUCAGGGGGCGUCAUUAUUUGCCAUUAUCGAUCGCUUGAACUCAUUCUAAUCACUCAUUUAGGGGCUGCUUGUGUUCAGCGGUGGUGGGGGUUUGGCUGGUUGAAGGCACAUCCUGUCAAGAGAAGCCACAGAAUAUCCCAACACAUGAAUAAUCACUGUAAAACUAUUCCAACCUCUCGACAGAAUGUGCUUCUUUCCGCCUUCAAUCAUUGUCAGCACGUACACCUUCUCUCCACUAGAGGGCGCCUGUAACUGAAGUCCAGCCCAGACUGUACAGUCCAUAUAAGUCCUGUAUUAAGACUUAAGUUCACUAUGUCCUCCUUCCUCCCUGAUUUUUUUUUUUUUUUGUCCAAGUGCCUGUGUAGACAACAUGACAUGAAAUGAUGUAGAAAAGACACAAGUCAAUAAAAGCGGUGUUGUGUACAAUAAAAAAAAAAAAGAAAGGGACUGCUUCUUCUGGUGGUUGGUGUCUCCUUGUGUCCUCACUUUCAUCUCUCCUCCUCUCUUUCACCAUCCCAAAUUUCAACAGUGGGUCCAAACUCAGUGGACACUACAUUAGGUACACAUGCACAAUGUCAGGUGUAUUGAAAUGCCACGGAGCAUUACACUGUUUAUUACUACUUAAUACAGUAUUAUGUAACUAAAUAGUGCAACCACAACAUGUGAAACACCUCAUUCUUGUAGUUCAAACACUAAGAAUUUGGUUUGAUAUUUUAUUAUCAUUUAUGCUUACGUGUAAAUACAAACAUUAGCUUUAAUGGUAUUUUUUUAAUUUUAAAUUUCAUGCAUACUUAAGAAUGUACAGUAUUGCUAUUUUACAUCCUGUUAUUUUAAAUUUUAUUGCUAAACAUUUACAUUACUGUUGCAUAAAUGCUAUUUUAAAUGAUACUUAAAAAUGUACAUUCAUGCAAUUGUACAUUCUAUAUGUGCAUUUAAUUUACUUAAAUGUAUUACUUUGUGUGAAUGCCACUGUACAUAUAAAAUAUAUUCACAAUAGGAAAUAUAAUUCUCGCUCAUUUUACAUUAAGAAAAAAAUGCGUAAACAUGUAUUGCAUCACUGCUGUUAUUUUGCAUAGUUUGCAUUUUUAGUUUAGCAUAACGAAAUAUUUCAGAUUGAUAUGCAAGAUUAUUUGCAUCCACUUUAUUCCAUUAUUGUAAAUAUAAUUCUAAUUUUAAGAAAUUUAAAAAUAUUCCAAAAUAUUUAAUUUGCUAAAUGUUCUUUUCAAGCGAACGCUUAGAAUCAUUUUAGUUUAUAUUUAUUUAAAAUUCACUGUGAUAUAUACUUCAUUUUUAAAUGUUAUUUUUCUUCGGUCCUCCAUUUCUAACGAUCCCCAAGUUAUUGACAUUUCUUGACAGGAGGUGACAGUACGGGUAUCUUCGUCAAGGCAGCAUUUAA
Molecule: messenger RNA, 4796 nt
Organism: Dunckerocampus dactyliophorus (ringed pipefish)
Lineage: Eukaryota; Metazoa; Chordata; Actinopteri; Syngnathiformes; Syngnathidae
Gene: dnm2a
Product: dynamin 2a
Exons: 21
Coding region: 309-2948 (879 amino acids)
Cellular component (GO): membrane; microtubule; cytoplasm
Molecular function (GO): microtubule binding; GTPase activity; GTP binding
Source: RefSeq, a predicted model, not a curated record